Molecule: messenger RNA, 948 nt
Organism: Colossoma macropomum (tambaqui)
Lineage: Eukaryota; Metazoa; Chordata; Actinopteri; Characiformes; Serrasalmidae
Product: olfactory receptor 52K1-like
Exons: 1
Coding region: 16-948 (310 amino acids)
Biological process (GO): G protein-coupled receptor signaling pathway
Cellular component (GO): membrane
Molecular function (GO): olfactory receptor activity; G protein-coupled receptor activity
Source: RefSeq, a predicted model, not a curated record
CAGAAUCGAUCUAUCAUGGAAAAUGUUUCCAGCAUUUUAGUGUUCACACUCUCUGGAUUAGAUGGAACAGCUGAAAACAAAUAUGUGCUUUUUUCUUUGACAGCACUGUGCUAUAACUUUGUCUUAUUAUGUAACAUCACUGUCAUUUUUUCCAUCGCCUCAGAUAAAUGCCUUCAUGAGCCAAUGUACAUAUUUUUAUGUAAUUUGUGUAUAAAUGCACUUUAUGGCACUGCUGGUUUCUACCCUAAAUUCAUGUAUGACUUACUGUCUCAGCUUCAUGUGAUAUCAUAUGCAGGCUGUUUGAUUCAGAUAUUUGUCAUCUAUUCAUCUGCUUUGUGUGACUAUUCAACUUUAACAGUAAUGGCAUAUGACAGGUAUGUGGCAAUAUGUCGACCACUAGAGUACCACUCAGAAAUGACAAAUCAUAAAAUUGUAAAAUUUAUCAUUUUUUCUUGGCUUGCACCUUUAUUUUGCAUAGCUGUUUUAGUCUUAUUGACAUCAAGAUUAGCAUUGUGUGGCUCAAAUAUUGAAAAGAUAUAUUGUGAAAACUGGGCAGUUGUUAAACUGGCCUGCAGCUCCACAACAGUGAAUAAUGUGGUUGGAUACAUAAUUAUAUUUUUAUAUUUUGGACAUGCAGUAUUGAUUAUUUGCUCAUACAUACAGUUGAUUGAAACAUGUAGAAAGUCUAAAGAGGGCAGAUAUAAAUUCAUGCAGACUUGCACGCCACACAUACUUACACUGUUGAAUGUUACAAGUGCUUUGUUGUUUGAUGUACUUUAUAGUCGCUAUGGUUCAAAUUCUUUUCCUCAAGGUUUGAGAAAUUUCUUGGCCCUGGACUUCCUCCUGAUACCUCCUAUUUUAAACCCUCUUAUUUAUGGUUUAACACUGACCAAAAUACGGAAGCAAGUCAUGAAACUGUUCUUCAGCAACAUCAUAGGUGUUGCCUAA